Messenger RNA from Chionomys nivalis (European snow vole), 2917 nucleotides. RefSeq lists its product as uncharacterized. The record is from RefSeq and is a predicted model, not a curated record. Gene Ontology annotation, molecular function: GTPase activity; GTP binding. Lineage: Eukaryota; Metazoa; Chordata; Mammalia; Rodentia; Cricetidae. Gene Ontology annotation, cellular component: endoplasmic reticulum membrane. Gene Ontology annotation, biological process: cellular response to interferon-beta; defense response.
AGGACCUCCCAGUUGUUUCAUGCAAGCCAGCCAUUUCUAGGAAUAGAAACUGAAACCAACUCUGACUGCAGCCCCUCCCCUGUGAGGUGGUUUAUAUAAGAAGAGCUCAUAUCUACCCAGAAUAUGUAGAUAGCAAGGGCUAUGUGUGGACCAGCAGCGAUAAAGGAACAAGGAAGGUCAAGAUCAGGCUUUCAAUUCCAAGUGGUCUUUCUCUCUUCAGGAAGUUCUUCCUAGGACUCAGAACUCCAAUCUUCACCUCUUUUCUUCCUGAACGUCCUGAGUCUGAAUUCCAGUUCUAGAGCGUUCCAAGACAACUGUCCUUGCUGCAGUGCAUAGACUUCUCCUAAGAGGAGAGCUUUCCCAGAGGCAACACUGCCCUCAGAUCAAGGUCACCACUGCUGAGCCUCUACCCUACAAAGUCAUGGCUUGGGCCUCCAGCAUCGAUGAAUUCUUUAAGAAUUUUAAGAGGGAAAGCCAAAUCCUCUCUGAAGAAACCAUUACCUUGAUUAAAUCCCACAUUGAGAACAGAAACCUCCAGGAAGCGCUUUCUAUAAUCCACAAUGAACUGAGCGGCAUCGAGAAUGCCUCCCUGAACAUUGCUGUGACAGGGGAGACAGGGUCGGGAAAGUCCUCGUUCAUCAAUGCCCUGAGAGGGGUGGGGCAUGAAGAAGAAGGUGCAGCCCGCACUGGGGCGACAGAAACCACCACGAAGAGAACUCCUUACCGACACCCAAAACUUCCCAAGGUGACACUAUGGGACCUGCCUGGCAUUGGAUCCACUUCCUUUCCACCAGAGAAGUACCUAACAGAAAUGAAGUUUGGUGAAUAUGAUUUCUUCAUUAUCAUCUCUACUUCACGCUUUAAAGAAAAUGAUGCCCAGCUAGCCAAAGCCAUUGCAAGGAUGAAGAUGAAUUUCUACUUUGUCCGAGCCAAGAUAGAUAGUGACAUAUAUAAUGAAAAGACGAGCAAACCUAAGGCUUUCAAUGAGGAGAAUGUCUUGAAGAAUAUUCUAGAAGAAUGUUCACGUCAUCUCUCCAGUAAGCCUCCAGUCUUCUUAGUCUCUAACUUUGAUACGUCUAAAUAUGACUUCCCAAAACUGGAAAGCCAACUCCUAUAUGAUCUCCCGGCCCACAAGCGCCACGUCUUCAUGGUGUCCUUGAGCAGUGUUACUGAGGCCACCAUUAACCUCAAGAGAGAUUCUCUAAAGCAGAAAGUCUACCUAGAGGCCCUGAAGACUGGAGCAUUGGCCACCAUUCCAUUUGUUGGCAUGAUCAGGGAUGAGUUAGAGGAUCUGGAUGAAACAUUCAAUCUCUUCAGGUCUUACUUUGGGCUGGAUGAUGCCUCAUUGGAAGAGAUCGCUAAAAAUUAUAACCUGUCUGUGGCUGCAUUCAAGGUACAUCUUCGUUUUCCCCAUUUGUUUACAGAAAAUGACGAUGUGUCCUUAAGGAGAAAACUAUGGAAAUAUAUCCAAAAUAUUUCCAAAGUUAUUGGUGGUCCAGGUUCUGCUGUCUUAUAUUACAAAAAGUCUUACUAUUUGCAGAAUCUCUUUAUUGAUACUGCAGCAAAUGAUGCCAUAGCUCUUCUCAAUAAGAAAAGUCUUUUAGAAAACAAGCACUGACCAUUUUACUCCACCACCUCAAGACCCUCUAGCACACGCUCGAGUGGGCUAGCCUCCAUGGCUUGGGCCUCCAGCUUUGAUGCAUUCUUUAAGAAUUUUAAGAGGGAAAGCCAAAUCCUCUCUGAAGAAAACAUCAUCUUGAUUAAAUCCUACACUGAGACAAACAACCUCCAGAAAGCACUUUCUAUAAUCCACAAUGCACUGAGAGACAUCGAGAAUGCCCCCCUGAACAUUGCUGUGACAGGGGAGACAGGGACAGGGAAGUCCAAGUUCAUCAAUGCCCUGAGAGGGGUGGGGCAGGAAGACAUAGGUGGCCCCACCGGGGUGACAGAGACAACCUGGGAAAGAAUUCCGUACCUGCACCCAAAGCUUCCCCAAGUGACAUUAUGGGAUCUACCUGGUAUUGGAUCCACUUCCUUCCCACCAGAAAACUACGUAGCAGAAAUGAAGUUUGGUCAAUAUGACUUCUUUAUUAUCAUCUCGUCUACACGCUUCAAAGAAAAUGAUGCCCAGCUAGCCAAAGCCAUCACCAAGAUGAAGAUGAAUUUCUACUUUGUCCGAACCAAGAUAGAUAUGGACGUAGAUAAUGAACAGAAGAGUAAACCUAAGACUUUCAAUAAGGAGAAUGUCCUGGUGAAAAUCCGAGGUGACUGUUCAAGGCAUCUCCAGAAGGCUCUCUCCAGUGAGCCUCGAAUCUUCUUGGUCUCUAACUUUGAUGUGUCUGACUUUGACUUCCCAGAGCUGCAGACCACCCUACUGAGCGAGCUCCCAGCCCACAAGCGCCAUGUCUUCACGCUGUCCUUGAACAGUGUUACUGAGGAAAUCAUUAACCUCAAGAGAGAUUCCCUGAAGCAGAAAGUCUUCCUAGAGGCCCUGAAAUCUGGAGCAUUGGCCACCAUUCCACUUGGUGGCAUGAUCAUGGAUGACAUAGAGAACCUGGAUGAAACGUUCGCAUUCUACAAGUCCUACUUUGGCCAGGAUGAUGCCUCACUGAGAAACAUUGCCAAGAAAUUUAGCAUACCUGUCAACACACUCAAGGCACGCCUUCGCUUUCCCCAUUUGUUCACACAGAUGAACAAUGAGUCCUUAGAGGACAAACUAUGGAAAUAUAUCAAACACAUUUCCUCAGUUACUGGUGGUCCGUUUGCUACUGGCAUUUAUUGCAAAAAGUCUUACUAUUUGCAGAACCUUUUUAUUGAUACUGCAGCAAAUGAUGCCAUAGCUCUUCUCAACAAGGAAGAUCUUAUAGAAAACAAGGUGGAACCAUAUAUAUCUAAGUCCCCCGAUUACUGGGAAUGA